This is a messenger RNA of Aureobasidium melanogenum CBS 110374, 432 nucleotides long. RefSeq names its product RNA polymerase. The transcript is spliced from 2 exons. Gene Ontology annotation, molecular function: DNA-directed RNA polymerase activity. Gene Ontology annotation, cellular component: RNA polymerase I complex; RNA polymerase II, core complex; RNA polymerase III complex. The record is from RefSeq and is a predicted model, not a curated record. NCBI's taxonomy places the organism in Eukaryota, Fungi, Ascomycota, Dothideomycetes, Dothideales, Saccotheciaceae. Bases 1 to 432 code for a protein of 143 amino acids. Gene Ontology annotation, biological process: DNA-templated transcription.
AUGGCCGACGCAACCCUCUUCGACGACACCUUCACCCUAACCUCGCUCAACAACCAGAAAUACGACCGCGUAUCCCGCGUCACGGGCACAUCCACCGAUUCCUCCACCAUUCUGUCGCUUGACAUCAACCAUGAAAUCUACCCCGUUGCUGUUGGCGAGACUCUGCAGGUGGUUCUGGCCUCGACACUGAACUUGGACGGCACCAAAGAGGAUGUGAGCAAGGGAUGGAGGGAAAAGACAAACGAGGAAAACAGCUUGGCGGAUAUGUUUGAUUAUGUUUGUUGGGGCAAGGUUUAUCGGUUUGAGGAGGGAGAGGGGGAGAAUAUCAAGGUCUACGUCUCCUUUGGUGGUCUGCUUCUUUACCUCGAGGGUCCUUACAAGAAGCUCACUCCUCUGCGCAUCGACUACGUCUACCUCUUGAUCAAGAAAUGA